Anopheles merus is the source of this 3324-nucleotide messenger RNA. It is a transcript of the gene BBS9, whose product is annotated as protein PTHB1. Gene Ontology annotation, biological process: cilium assembly. The record is from RefSeq and is a predicted model, not a curated record. The coding region runs from base 81 to 2945 and encodes 954 amino acids. Lineage: Eukaryota; Metazoa; Arthropoda; Insecta; Diptera; Culicidae. Gene Ontology annotation, molecular function: protein binding. The transcript has 6 exons. Gene Ontology annotation, cellular component: BBSome; membrane.
CCGUGGCACCUGUCACAUAGAGCAUUAGAGAUAUACAUUGGUUCGCCAAUUCGUACACACUGCCUGCCCUUUUCAUAGCCAUGUCACUGUUUAAGGUAAGAAAUUGGUGGAAAACGCAAUGCCCAACGAUCGAGCCGGCGUACGACUCGUUCUCGCUGCACUGUGCCCGGCUGUGCAUUGAGGAGGGCGAAAAGGACAGCCUGGUGGUCGGGUCACACACCGGCCAGCUGUGCAUCUAUCGCCCGUCGGGUGGCACCAACCUGCCCGAUCUGGACGCGGAGGAUGAUGAGCAGGGCAACGCGAACGGUAGCGCGAACGAGCUGGCCGAAAAUGUGUUCCAGCAUGCGGACGUCAUACUGGAGGUGCAGCUACCGCUUCCAGUGCUCGGUGUUAGCAGUGGCAAGUUUACCACUACGAAUAAAACCGACCCCCGGCUGCAGCUCGCCGUACUGCAUCCGAUGAAGCUGUGCAUCUACCAGCUGGUAACGGUCGAUGGGCUCGCAGACCAUGGCGAUCACACGCGUCUGGUCACCCUGUACGACCAUGCACUGUCGAAACCGGCCUUCUCGCUGUGCCACGGCCCGUUCGGUGGCGUCAAGGGGCGGGACUUUCUUUGCGUGCAGCAUCUGGACGGGUCGCUGCGGUUCUUCGAGCAGGACGGCAUUAGCUACGAGCGUACGCUGGCCACCGAUCGGUACAUACCGGCGCCGCUGCAUUAUGUGCCGCGGGUCGAUUGCUUCGUCACGGUCGCACCGAGCUGGGUGCUGGAGUGCUACCGCUACCAGGACGUGGCGGAAGCGCUCGAGACGUUGCGCCGCCACGACCCGAUCUGGGCGCUGUGCAUCGGGGAGUAUGCGCUCGAUCUGCAGGUGCAUCAAAUUUCCAACACGGAAUCCGUCAUUGUGAUCCUGGGCGAGAACAAUCUGCUGUGCGUGUCCGACACUGGGAAGGUUCGGUUCAUCAAAAAGCUCGACUACUCACCGGUUUGCUUUCACAGCUUCGUCACCGGAUGGUACUGGGAACCGGGCGCUCGAUUGAUGCUGGCAGUCGUCUCGGAAAGUGGAUCCCUGCUUCUGUACGAAAGCGAUCAAAUCAUCUGGUCGGCACAGCUCGGUCACGUACCGGUAGCCAUCGGCCGUGCCAAUGUGGCCGGCCUUCCCGGUGCGCUGGUAACGCUCGGGCCAACCGGUGCCCUCGCGGUAGGCUAUCUCGGCUCGGAGCCGCAGCUGUUCCGUGUGCCGGCCCUCAAUCUGGCCCCGUUCGAGAUUGCCCGCUGCCAGAAGGAGCUGCUCGAGCUGGAGCGCGAGAUCCGGGCCGGGGUGGAUCCGAGCGACGCUAGCAUUGCGAAUGCUGCCGCCGAGCGGGACGUCAAGCUGGAGGUUGCAAUCCAGGGCGAGCCGGUCCCAUGUACCGAGCAGCAGGUGACCGUGCUGCUGUCCUCUAGCGAAAUGUGCCAACUGAGCGUAACGGUGCGGGUGGAGCCGAAGCUCGAGAUGUUACAGCUGACGGUCGCUACCGAUCAGGCGAUCGGCUGCUCGAAGGAUGCGUUUCUGUUCCGCGACGUCGCGGCCCACAGCACGGAACGGUUCGAUGUGUGGCUGUACCCGGCCGUACCGACACUACCGGCCAGUCGUACCGCGACCGUCUACUGUUCCUACACCAACAAGCAGGGCAUUACGCGUGUGCUGGAGAGGAGCGUUCUGCUCCCGGUGCGGCUGUUCCUCAAGCCGGCACAACCGUCCAAGGAGGCACAGCACAAGCUAACGCUAACGGUCGUACCGCCGCCAGCGCAGCACACUGCCGGCAGCGUGCUCGGACGAUUGUUUCCAGAGUUUGCGCCCGAAGGCAGCAGUGCUAGUGCACUCGCCCUGCAGCCCGUUGCCGGUGGAGGAGAUGGGCGGAAAGUCACGAUAGUUGCGGCCAAAAGUACGAACCGCUUUCGGGUCCAGUCGGACGAGCUUGGUCUUAUGGCGCUCGUGCUGGAGUGCCUCAUAGGACGGCUCCAGGGCCGGGAGAGUGUGGGUCACGCGACGGAACAGGAUGAUGCUGCUGGCAGGAAAGACCAUUCCUCCAGGGUGCAGGUUACCAUCGGUGGUGUUCCUUCGGUAAGUGGACUGAUACGUUCGCUGCAGGUGCAUUGUGAUUUGAGGAAAGCGGUAAAGCAGCUAGAGACUGAUCUUGAGAUUGCCACCGGCCAGAUGCGACUUUUCGAGCGGCGGUUCGUCGUCAAGCUGCAGGAGCGCUCGCUGCGCGCGCUUGACGGUAUACUGAUGCUGCUGAAACGGAACCACACUGCGGUGGCCAAAGUGUGCCUGCAAAUAAAAACCAUGCGUCAGAAGCUAAAACUCGCGCAGAUUGAUCUGACCGCCAUCCUGCGCCUGUUUCAUCUCUGCUACAGCCAUGCGGCCAAUGCACCGGGCGGAAAGUAUCUCGAGCACCUUACCGCACUGCUAGCCCACUCCGUGCUGGACAGUACGGAGCAGAGCUACGAAGAGAUGAUGCUGCCAGUGGUACGCUUUCUCCACCAGACGGGACCGCUGAAAAACACCACCGAACAGUCGGAGUCAACGCCGUUCGAUGAGGCGUUCUUCUACACCGCCAAACAAACCGACCGCGAUCCGGUCGACCUGUCCGCCCACAGUCAUCUGCUGCAGGGUCAGCUGCAACGUUUGCUCGGUAGGGUGAACGAUCGCAUUACCGCCGCUACGACGGCGCGAUCGUCCGGAAGUGGCAGCGGUCGGAACAGUGUCGACUUUGAGGAUCAACCACUGCCAGAAGCGCACAACGAAGAGGCAGAAGAGGAAGAGGAGGAGGAUGAAAAGGGCCAGAAUGAAGAAGCGAACCGCCCGACCGAUGGCAGCGCUGGUGUAGAGGAGUUCGCCCAACUCAGUGCCACCGCUAGUGAGUGGGUUAACUACGAAAAGAUAUCCGAUUUGCCGCUGUAAGAGUCUUUCUUUCCACCUGGAAUGAAGUUUGUUAUUUUGUCGAUAGUUUGUUCUUUUCUUUUUUGCUUUUAUUAUCACUUCACUUUCCUCCCCACACCGACCACAGACUUUGCGCGGGUAAAGCGCCCUUAGAGCUAGUAGGGGAAUUAUUCACCCCGAUCACACCCGCGAUGGGAGUGUUAGCGUCACACAAUGAUGUAUUUUAUCCUUGCUUGUUGUUUAAAUUAUUUACUAUUAAUACUUUACGACAGACUACACCUAGUAUAAACAUAUUCCCUUGUGUGUUUUCAUUUAUGCAUAUUUUCUUGUAAGUAGAGUGCGCAAACCAGCGCCUUCUCGCUGGUGUCGCGCUGUCGUGGAAACUAACUAUGGCGAUAAA